Messenger RNA from Gracilinanus agilis (Agile Gracile Mouse Opossum), 1438 nucleotides. RefSeq lists its product as uncharacterized. The record is from RefSeq and is a predicted model, not a curated record. Bases 120 to 1094 code for a protein of 324 amino acids. Lineage: Eukaryota; Metazoa; Chordata; Mammalia; Didelphimorphia; Didelphidae. The transcript has 2 exons.
GUUAAUUAAGUCACCCUCGGACCAGGAUUCACUGGGGAAAACUUACAGACGGUUUUCUGGAGUACAGCAGUCUGUAGCUGAGAUUGUGACUCCGUUUCUCUCAAGCCCUUCCUCAUAAGAUGGUCUUGCACAACAUGACAUGGAUAAAAUAUCCAAGCCAAGAGCUCCUGGAGAUCGAAGAUAUCAUAUGGUCACAAAACGUCAUCUCCAGAUUUAUGCAUGUCUACUUCGCGCUGUUUGUCCCCACGAGCUUGCUGGCCGGCACCUUCAACCUGGCGACCCUGGUGAGGAGGCGUGGGGUGCUGACCACGCUGGAUCUGUACCUUCUGGACUCCGUGGUGACCAGCCUCGGGGUGACCCUGUUUUCAUUUACGGCCAUCACCAGACCAGACUACAUGGUGAGCAGCCACCUGAGCUGUGGGGUCCUCUCUUUUUUCUUCAACGUUUGUUACUUCAACGCUCAGUACCUUCAGAUCGCCAUGCUCUUUGCCUUCCUGUUCCAGGACUACUUGCCGUGUGUGAGGCGGCUGAAGCUGCCCGGGGGCGCCCGGGGAUGCCUGAGCCUCGUCCUCGCGUGCGCUCUGGGCGCCUCCGCGGGAGGGGCGAUGCUUCUGGGCACGGCCGGCUCCUUACUGGAGAGCGCGCCAUGUCAGGUGGACCCGCUGAGCGCCUGGCCCGAAUAUGAGAUCGUCAAGUUCAGCCUGGGCUUCGGCGCGGCGCUGGCGAUAGAGGCGGCUUGUUUUCUCCUGCUGGUCGGGAAACUGGCCCGGGGAAACGGCCCUGCGCAGAAAGAUGGCCUGUCCGCUUACCCGCUCGUGCUGGCCAGCACCCUGAGCAUGUUCGCCUGCCGCCUCUUUUACAACAUUAUGCUCCUCAACAGGGCCCGGCUCAAACUGCAGAGGGAUAACGGUUCUCCCAGAGAUGAGCUCGUCAUGAACAUUGCCGAGCUGGUCCUGUUCGCAGAGAGCUGUGCCGGCAACCUGGCCGUUCUCUUUCUUCAUCAGCCGUGUAAGGAAGCCCUGGCCCAAGGCCUAAGAAAUCUAAGCAGACGGUGCCGAAGGGAAGAAGAGGCCCCCAGCAGCAUGGCCCUGUGACCAGGGAGCUGACACAUGUCCCCAUCAACGCAUAUUGAAGACAGGCAGCCAUGGCAAGGGAUGAGCCGCUCCCUCCCUCUGCUAGAACUCCAAAUUUGCACUGUAGAAACACGAGGGCAGGAUCUGAAGCCUUGGCAAGAGACUGCAGGGAUUUUUUACUCACUACUAGAUCCUAGAUCAUCCACAAAUAUUCCCAAAUGCCAAAAAGUGCCUCCAUGGAAAUCCAGAAUUGUCCUGGAAGGGGACCAGCCUUUUUAGGCUCUCUCAGAAGUUAGAACUGGUGCCAAGCUGAAUACAUUCAUAAUGAUCUGUUCAAUAAAUGCAAGCCAGAAUACGUUUAGAUA